GCAUGAAAAGCAUCAAACGCUGGUUCAACAUUGAGUUUCUGAGCUGCAACUGUACAGACCUCCACCACAAACCCAAGACCCAGAGCCCAGACACAAAGAGCAUUAUGAUGAUGGAUAGAUAGCAGAGGGAAGACGAGGAAGAGAAGAUGUCGUUCUUUGGCCUGGACUGUGCCAGGAAGAAAGAGAGAGAGUCGGAGAGGCGACUCCGUGCUAACGACCGAGAGUACAACCUUUCUUUUAGAUACGCUACGAACGCCAUCAAGACCUCCAAGUACAACGUCUUCACCUUUCUACCCCUCAACCUGUUUGAACAGUUUCAGAGGAUCGCGAAUGCCUACUUCCUGUUCCUGCUGGUGCUCCAGGCCAUUCCUCAGAUCUCAUCUCUGUCGUGGUUCACCACCGUCGUGCCUCUUCUCCUCGUGCUGACGGUCACUGCUGCCAAAGAUGCCACGGACGACAUUAAUCGCCACAGGAGUGACAAUCAAGUCAACAACCGAAAAGUCAAAGUCCUCAUUGAUAGAAAGCUUCGGAGUGAGAAAUGGAUGGAAGUCCAAGUGGGAGACAUCAUCAAGCUGGAAAACAACCAGUUUGUCACAGCCGACCUCCUCUUGCUCUCCAGCAGUGGACCGAUGAACCUGGUGUACAUCGAGACAGCAGAGCUGGAUGGAGAGACUAAUCUGAAGGUGAAACAGGCCCUGCCGGUGACGGGAGACCUGGGGGAUAAUAUUGAAAAACUGGCAGGCUUUGACGGCGAGGUACACUGUGAAGCCCCCAACAACCGCCUCGACCGUUUCACAGGAACGCUAACCUUCGCCGGUCAGAAAUAUUCUCUGGACAAUGAGAAGAUCCUGCUGCGAGGCUGCACCCUGAGGAACACAGAGUGGUGCUUUGGACUGGUGCUGUUUGGAGGUCCUGAGACGAAACUGAUGCAGAACUGUGGCAAGACAACAUUCAAGAGGACCAGUGUAGACCGUCUCAUGAAUGUCCUCGUCCUCUGUAUUUUUGGUUUCCUGGCCUUCAUGUGCGCCAUCCUGGCCAUAGGAAACUGCUUCUGGGAGCUUAACGAGGGCUCGGAGUUCACAGUCUUCCUGCCGAGGCAAGACAACAACGAUGCUGCCUUCUCUGCCUUCCUCACUUUCUGGUCCUACGUCAUUAUCCUCAACACUGUGGUGCCCAUCUCUCUCUAUGUCAGUGUGGAGAUCAUUCGGCUGGGGAACAGCUACUACAUUAACUGGGACAGGAAGAUGUACUACCCUCGCAGCGACACUCCUGCUGAAGCUCGAACCACCACGCUGAACGAAGAGCUCGGCCAAAUCAAAUACGUCUUCAGUGACAAAACGGGAACACUCACACAGAAUAUCAUGAUCUUCAACAGGUGCUCCAUCAACGGAAAAUCGUUCGGUGAGGUGUACGACAGCACAGGCCAAAGACUAGAAAUGAAUGAGUAUACAGAGAAAGUGGAUUUCUCCUUCAACCCACUGGCCGACCCUCGCUUCGCAUUCCACGAUCACGCCCUUGUGGAGGCGGUGAAGCUGGAGAACCCCGAGGUCCACUCCUUCUUCAGACUGCUGGCCCUCUGCCACACCGUCAUGGCCGAGGAGAAGAAAGAAGGUGAGCUUUUCUACCAGGCCCAAUCUCCAGAUGAAGGAGCGUUGGUAACAGCAGCCAGAAACUUUGGAUUUGUCUUCCGCUCUCGUACGCCGGACAGCGUUUCCAUCGUGGAAAUGGGAAAGCCUUGCACAUACGAACUCCUGGCCAUCCUGGAUUUCAACAAUGUUCGCAAGAGGAUGUCGGUCAUAGUUCGGAGUCCAGAGGGAAAGCUUUCUCUCUACUGUAAAGGAGCAGACACGAUCAUCUAUGAGAGGCUGCAUCAGUCCUGCAAAAAGCUGAUGGACGUCACCACUGAGCACCUUAACGAGUUUGCAGGGGAUGGCCUGCGGACACUGGCCCUGGCCCAUAAGGACCUGGAUGAGGAGUAUUUUCGCGAGUGGAAAAAGAGGCACCAUGAGGCCAGCACUGCACUGGACGACCGAGAGGAGAAACUGGAACAGCUGUAUGAGGAGAUUGAGAAAGAUCUACUGUUGCUGGGGGCAACAGCCAUAGAGGACAAGUUACAAGACGGAGUACCUCAAACUAUUGAGCUGCUGGCCAGAGCCGACAUCAAAAUCUGGGUUUUGACUGGUGACAAGCAAGAAACUGCAGAAAACAUUGCCUACUCAUGCAACUUACUGCGGGAGGAGAUGGACGAGAUCUUCAUCGUCGCCGCCAACUCACCUGAUGACGUCAGACAGGAAUUGAGAACUGCACGAACCUCCAUGAAACCAGGUUCACCAGAUGAUUCAGUGUUUGUGCAAGGGAGGACUCUGGGUAAAGGUGUGAAAGUGGUCAGAGAUGAGGAGGUUAACGGAGAGUACGGCCUGGUUAUCAAUGGACACAGCCUGGCGUACGCCCUGGAGAGUAGCAUGGAGCUGGAGUUCCUGAGGACGGCGUGUAUGUGCAAGACAGUGAUCUGCUGCAGAGUUACCCCCCUGCAGAAGGCGCAGGUGGUGCAGCUGGUCAAGAAGUACAAGCAGGCAGUCACACUGGCCAUAGGAGAUGGAGCCAAUGAUGUUAGCAUGAUUAAAGUGGCCCACAUAGGUGUGGGUAUCUCAGGUCAGGAGGGCAUGCAAGCCGUGCUGUCCAGCGACUACUCCUUCGCCCAGUUCCGCUUUCUGCAGCGCCUCCUGCUGGUGCACGGCCGCUGGUCCUACCUACGCAUGUGCAAGUUCCUGCGCUACUUCUUCUACAAGAACUUCACCUUCACCUUGGUCCACUUCUGGUACGCCUUCUUCUGCGGCUUCUCAGCCCAGACGGUGUACGACGAGUGGUUCAUAACUCUCUACAAUCUGGUGUACACAGCAUUGCCGGUACUGGGAAUGAGUCUGUUUGAUCAGGAUGUGAGCGACGUGUGGAGUUUCCAGCACCCAAAGCUUUACACUCCGGGUCAAGUCAAUGAUUACUUCAGCAAGGCAACCUUCUUCAAGGGUGCCAUCCACAGCUGCUACAGCUCCUUCAUGCUCUUCUUCAUCCCCUAUUUUGCCAUGCACGACACAGUGAGGGACGAUGGGAAGGAUGCCGCUGACUACCAGUCCUUCGCCCUCAUCACCCAGACCUGCCUGCUCUUCGCCGUCAGCAUCCAGUUGGGGUUAGAGAUGUCCUACUGGACGGCGGUUAACACCUUCUUUGUUUUGGGAAGCCUGAUGAUGUACUUCGCUGUCACCUUCGCCAUGUACAGUAACGGCAUGUUUCUCAUGCUGCCGUCAGCUUUCCCUUUCAUUGGCACAGCGCGGAACUCUCUGAACCAGCCGAAUGUUUGGCUCACAGUCCUCCUCACCUCCUUCCUGUGUGUCCUUCCUGUGAUCACUUAUCGCUUCUUAGUGAUGCAGCUCUACCCCACCAUCAACGAUAAGGUGAUGUUUAAGGUGAGACAGGCCAAAGCGAAACUUCCGCCUCCAUCUCGGCGCACCCGCAUUCGCCGCACCAGCACCCGCCGAUCAGGCUAUGCCUUCUCGCACGCGCAGGGCUACGGGGACUUGAUAACGUCAGGCCGACUCAUGCGGCGUCCUGCUGUGACACGCUCUUCAGGUUUCACGGGUCGAACCACCACAGGCUUCAGCCCCAUGGGACGAUCAGCUGGAUACAGUCCGACAGCUCGCCCCCAAAAUGUCAAGGCGCAGGAUGUGGAGGCGACCUCGCUGCAGAUGUACAGAACUAUCGAAGACCCUGCCCUUUGAGGGAUCGGACAAACGGAGCGCAGGGUUAAAAACCAAAGACUAGUGGAGAAGAUCUGGGAACAGGAAUGACAUGCCACUUGAACAGCUGAUUGCUUAAAGCUCUUUGCUCAGACUUUCCAGAGAGUUUCCUAUCGAUGGUCAGUUCCUUCUUCACGUUUCCUUUAGACCUUUUUUUUUAAUCAAAGGGAACUACUACAAAAUGUGUAGCCACUUUCACAUAUGAAUCACUUCCAUCCAUUAUCAUAUAAAUAGAUUGGCAAAUGAAAAUGAACUCUUCCUGACUCCAGUAACGGGGACAAUCGUUUCUGGAUGUAAAGGGAAACAUGCUCAUGUCAAGAGAAAGGAUUAAGUGUCAUCAUGUUUACAGACUCCCCAGACUUUCUUCACCUUGGGAGUCCAGAUUCAUAGCAGGGCUUUCUACAGAGGAUAUAACCAGCGAAGCCAUGCUCGAGAAAAAUAUUAUAGUUUUGUACCUUUUAGUGUCUUUUUAAAGCGUCAUAUUUUACUAUCUUGAAAGCUGUACAAGCAGUUAGCACUUUGACAUUGUUGGCCCAUCCAGCUGCUGAUGGACAUUUGUUUGUACAGUAUGUUUUGCUUUUAUGACGUUAUCACUUCUGUGUGCUAAAAAAAAGAAGUCAUGCCAGUUGAAUGAAUGAAUUUGGGGAAAUAAAACUAGUCAAAGAGGAUGCCCUUCUGUGUGGCACAUCCUAUUCUUCAUUAACACUUAAAAGACGGGCUAUUUAACACUUGUGUCGUCCUCCCGGGUCAAAUUGACCCCAUCUGUUUUGACUGUUCCUUCUUUCCUCCCUUCCUUCCUUCUUUCCUUCUUUCCUUCCUUCCUCCCUCCCUCCUUUGCUUCCUUACCUCCUCUUUCUUUCUUUCCUACCUCCUUCCUUCUUUCCUCCCUCCUUUCCUCCCUCCCUCCCUCUUUUCCUUCCUUCUUUCCUCCUUUCCUUCCAUCCUCCCUCUCUCCUUUCCUUCCUUCUUCCUUCCCUCCUUCCUCCCUCCAACAGCAGGAGGGUUAAAUUAAAAUCUUAGUAUCAAUGUGUAAUUGGACAUGCUUUAUAUUCUAAUGGUUAAUAAAUGGAAGUAAUUUCAGUGGGUUUUUUAUUGUAUUAGAUAAAUAAAAUCAUCUUUUUUUUGCUUUAC
Molecule: messenger RNA, 4922 nt
Organism: Scomber japonicus (chub mackerel)
Lineage: Eukaryota; Metazoa; Chordata; Actinopteri; Scombriformes; Scombridae
Product: phospholipid-transporting ATPase ID-like
Exons: 28
Coding region: 147-3773 (1208 amino acids)
Biological process (GO): phospholipid translocation; Golgi organization
Cellular component (GO): plasma membrane
Molecular function (GO): ATP hydrolysis activity; magnesium ion binding; ATPase-coupled intramembrane lipid carrier activity
Source: RefSeq, a predicted model, not a curated record